Molecule: messenger RNA, 1411 nt
Organism: Aspergillus homomorphus CBS 101889
Lineage: Eukaryota; Fungi; Ascomycota; Eurotiomycetes; Eurotiales; Aspergillaceae
Product: HMG-box domain-containing protein
Exons: 3
Coding region: 119-1117 (332 amino acids)
Molecular function (GO): DNA binding, bending
Source: RefSeq, a predicted model, not a curated record
UUUUUUUGUUUUUUUUUUUCCUCCCUUUUCCCAUUCAAUUAUUAGGACCUAAUCUUAACAACCGACCCAUUCAGUCUGGUCUCGUGUUUGCAGCGACCUCCGGGCAUUGUUUUGAACCAUGUCUACCAAGCUUGCUCGCCAGGGAGGCGCGUUCCUCCAGCACCUCAACGUCAGCGAGGCUUUCUCGCGUCCCGCUCGUCAAAUGAUCUCUCAGACUCAUAUCAGACGUCUCUCCAUGUUCCCGCGCGGUCGCUUCGCUGGCCUUCUUGCCGCGCGUGCCCCCGUUUUGCGCCCAAGCUUGAUCAACACAUACGCGACUGCCGCCAAGACCAAGACUAAGACUACUAAGGCUAAGGAUUCCGAGCCAAAGCCGAAGGCCGCCAAAGGCGCAGCUGCUCAAGGAACCUCCAAGAUCCGAAAGGUGAAGGUUCAAGACAAGGAUGCGGUUAAAGAGGAGAAGAAGAAGAGCAAGCCUCUGUCCGAGGAACAAAAGAAGAAGGCACUCAGAAAGGAAAUCCGCCAGACCAAGGAGCUAUGUCUAACUCCGCCCCCCAUGCUUCCUCAGACUGCGUUUGGUGUGGCCCGGAAGGUCAUGUCGGAGACGGUUCAGAAGGAGCGGCGAGACCUGCGGGGCAUUUACAUCAACCUUGAAGCUAUUCAGCGGGCGAGGAACCUCACCGCCGAGGAAGAGGAGGGAUUCGCGCGCACCGCCGAGGAGAAUAAGGCGAAGAACGAGGAAGCCAUGGCCAAAUGGAUCAAGAGCUACACCCCUACCCAGAUCCGAGAUGCCAACAAGGCCAGGCGGAGACUCGCCAGACUGACCGGCAAGAAGGGAACCAAGCAUACAAUGCAGCUCGAAGACCCUCGCCUGGUUUCCCGCCCUCUGGUUCCUUUUGCUCAAUUCGUCAAGACCCAAAUGCAGGAAGACCUGGGACUAGCGAGCCUGCCCAUCAAGGACCGGAUGCGCCGCAUCGCCGAGUCCUGGAAGAGUGUAACGCCUGAGGAGAAAGAGGUUUACCAGCAGGCUUACAACGAGGACAAGGAGCGUUAUAUUCGCGAGUUCAAGGAUGUCUACGGAGAUGAACCCUCCAUCAUCGGAAAGGAGGCGCGCGAGUAAGGAGAUUAUCCCGCAUGGAUUAAGGAUGAUAUGAUAGCAAUUUUGCUAAGCAAUGGUCUCGGAGUGUCUACUAAUGGGUACUGGGAUGGAAUGGGUCUCCGAGCCAGGAUGAACUAGAGAUGUUUCCUAAACAAUGAUCGGUUGCUUUGGCCUCCGAUUUCAUGCCCUGUCUGUACCGCUUAUCUUGUCUUCUCUUGUCAAGCUUCAAUCGUGAGGGAUGGCACUUGUAUUGAUGACUCUUGUACUCUAUGAGAAGAACAGAAUGAAAGGUUGUGAAAUGAGAUUGGCUCCACG